AUCAUUAUCGUCUGUAAGUUGUCCACGCUGUGUUGUGUAUUUGUGUAAUAAUGUGUUUUUAGUGUUUGGAUUGCUAUGGAUAAAGAUUUAGAAAAAGGCGAGCAAGAUGAAGACAUCCAGCCGUUACUCAAUCCAAGUGAGAGCGACCUCCUCCGAUUACGACUGCAGAGACCACGGUACCUGGGGCUGGGAGCUGGACUACAGUCCAAUCGUCCAAUACUCUCAAAGCUGUCAAUCCCCGACCUGACCCCAUCGUCCAUGGCGUCCACCGUGAACAGUACUCCCAACCUUGAGACCGGAGCCACCAUGUCCAAGCACUGGAGGAGAGGCGACCGCCGCCUGCAGAGACUCAACACUGAACUGCUGGAAGCCAUCGACGAACAUGAUAUGGAGACGGUAGAAAAACUCCUCAACGCGGGCGCCAGUCCAAACGCGACCUGCCGUCUGAGCCUGGUCUCCGCGUGCCACGUAGCCGCCCUCAUCGGAGGAGAUGCCUUAAGCCUGCUCAUAAAGUUCGGAGCCGAGAAGCUGAGGACCGACAAACUAGGAAGAACUCCUCUACAUCUGGCUGCGUUUGCUGGAAACGCAAGACAAGUUGCUGUGCUGCUGGACUUUCCUGAAGAUAUCCAAGAGAGGGUCGGCUCGGAGAGCAUGUCCUCAGACACGGAGGAAGAUGUGAAGAAGCUCUGCCCCACCAUUAGGGAGCUGACGAACGUGCGCUGUGACCUCGGUGAGGUCAACUCACAACUGCCGAAACCCUGGAGCGAUAACAUCGACCAUGACUGCAGGGAUAUAACGGGACUCCUACCAAUCUUCCAACCAGGCUGGACGCCACUGCACGUGGCCAGUUCUUGCGUCCGGCGCCACUGCACACGACUCCUGCUCGCUGCUGGUGCGGACCCUAACGUCACAGAUCUAGAAGGUCGCACGCCUCUGGACGUCGCUGGCUACGCGUAUUACUAUAACCAAAAUGUUGAUGAGAAGAACAUGAUAGAAGUAAUAAAGAUGCUUCUCAACGCUGGCGGCAGCUUCAAUACAAUGAAAUACAACAAGUUGAACAACCUGGACACUCCACUCCACACCGCCGUGGAGAUUGAGAGCUUGGAGACCAUCCAGUUACUCCUGGACGCGGGGGCUGCCGUCACCUGCCUCAACACGGCUGGACUGACUCCCUUCCAUGUUUGCGUCAAGAAACAUCUGGAUGAGCAUUUACAGCUCCUCGCAAACUACGACUACAUAAACGCGAAUCCGCUACUAGCUGUAGUGGAUGUGAAGGAUAAGGAAGGUCACUCGGUACUGCAGGCGGCGGUGGAGGCCGCCUGGGUGCCCGGAGUCUGCAUCGCGCUGGAGGCUGGUGCUGAUGUUACGUCCAAGGCUAACGACGGAGAAACUCCACUACACUCAGCGGCAACCCUCGGCAACGUCGAUGUACUCACAGAAAUACUCAGCAUAGCAAAACAGAGAGACGCUAUCGACUACCAAAACGAAGAAGGUGAAACAGCUCUAUACAAAGCCAUCAAAAACGGCCACGUUGAAUGCGUUAAGCAAAUACUCAAUGAAGGAGCUACACUUAAAAUAACCCUUCCAGGAAACGUUAAUAUACUCCAUGCAGCAGCUGACUACGGACAUCUAGAAGUACUAAGAGUUCUUCUAGAAUUUGACGAAGUAGUUACCGACUCUUUAAUUAAUGCUCUAACCGAACCAGAUACAAGAGGUUUUGGACCAAUACAUUACGCUGUCACAAACAAUCAUGCAGAAUGCGUAGAACUACUUCUAUCAAAGAAAGCUGAUAUUAGAUUAAGAACAACUUCAGUACCACAUAGAUCGUCAACUCCUUUACAUUUGGCCGCUGUCAAAAACCAUGUAGAUAUAGCGAAAAUUAUACUCAAGUUUGACAAAACAACUGUACAUGAAGUUAACAGUCUGGGCUGGUUUCCAUUACACACUGCCAGUCAUCACGGCAGCAGAGAUGUGAUAGCUUUACUUCUUAAAGAAGGGGCUGAUCUCUCAGGGUACACGGACGGUCCAAAGAAAAUGCGAAGAACAGCCAUCGAUAUGAUUAUAAACAAUCUGUCGAAACCAACGGAAUUCAUGGAAGAAGUGUUCGAUUCAUACAUUUCGAGUAACGGCCAAGAUUUGCAAGAUCAUAACUGUGAGGUGACUGUUGAUUAUGGAAUCUUAAUGCCAACGAUUUGUGAGAUGGCUCAAAUGAAGGUUAUAGAGACUCUGCUGAAAACUGGGAAUAGAUAUGGACAGAGGAGAUUGCUUGUCCAUCCGUUAGUCGAAAGCUUUUUGUUCCUAAAAUGGAAGGCGUUGUUGCCGUUCUUCUACACGAUUAUAGCUAUUUAUGGGAUUUUCUUGUCAUCUCUCACGAUAUUCAUUGUGUCAGUAUUCUUCUAUGUAGAUACGCACGACAGUCCACCGGCCUUCUUGAAUCCUGUUAUUUGGAGUUACUUCGUUUAUGCUUCGAUAUGUUUGAUACUUUUACAGGAACUUCUAUACAUGAACGUAAAGAGCAGUAGAUAUUUCUUACAUCUUGAGACCUGGGUGAAGUUCGGUUCCCUGGGCUUCGCAGUCAUCCUCCCAUAUGCCGUGGUGGUGGUCAACAUCCAGGAGCAUGAGUGGCCUCGCCACGUGGCUACUGUGGCCAUCCUGCUGUCUUGGCUGGAGAUGACCUUCCUCCUCUCCAGGUUUCCCAACUGGGGCUACUAUGUACUCAUGUUUGGGAAAGUCGCGUCGAAUGUUGUAAAGAUCCUUCUAACCUUCACCUUCCUGGUCAUCGGCUUCUCUCUCAGCUUCAUGAUCCAGUUCCACUCCCAAGUGCCCUUCGACGGGCCCUGGUCAGCCCUCGUCAAGACCAUAGCCAUGAUGACGUCAGAAUUCGAGUACGGAGACCUAUUCGACGAGGAACGAAAUGCAGAACUUGCCACGUCACUCAUCAUAGCCAGAAUAAUCUUCCUAAUAUUUCUGUUACUGGCUAGUAUUGUACUUAUGAACUUACUCGUCGGUGUGGCAGUCAAUGAUAUCAAUGAUUUAGAAGUAUUAGGUAAUAUUAGGAGGCUAGUAAAGCAAGUAGAGUUCUUAGGAACAUUAGAUACCCUAGUAUAUAACAGAGUAUUUAAGCUGAUGCUUCCAAAGAAAGUGAAUACUAGAUUAAAGAAUAAAAGAAAUGUAUCGCGUGUGAUGAUAUUAAAACCGGGGAAACCAAGAUGGGGGCAGUCUAGAACUUUACCCUCAAAAAUCAAAGAAUCCAUAUUCAACAAAGCCCAAAUGAUGAAAAAACAGAUCGAGGACGAAAUCGGCUUUAAAGCCUUCAAUACCAAAUUAAAUGAAAUGCAUGAUGUGAUAAUGAUGUAUAAUAAAAUAAGAAUGGAAGAGCUCGCUAAACCUAAAGAACCAGAAAAAGAAGUAGAUAUAUCUAAACCUAAGUCUACAAGUCUGGCUGCGCAUUUGAAUGACUUGGAUGAUGCGGUGGAGACCUUGAAACAUCAAAAUGUAGUUUAUGUUCAAGAGUCGAGGGAAGCUGUAAAUGUUCUGAAUACGAAGUUAGAUGAAGUAUCUAAUGAACUGAUGGGUAUUAAGCAGUUUUUGGUCAAGUUAGAGAGUAAGCUUGAAGGAAGUAUUUAUAUUGAUUGAUAUUUUUAAAUAAACGUUAUUACUAAUUCAA
This is a messenger RNA of Trichoplusia ni (cabbage looper), 3667 nucleotides long. RefSeq names its product transient receptor potential channel pyrexia-like. Gene Ontology annotation, cellular component: membrane. The record is from RefSeq and is a predicted model, not a curated record. Gene Ontology annotation, molecular function: protein binding; monoatomic ion channel activity. The transcript is spliced from 11 exons. NCBI's taxonomy places the organism in Eukaryota, Metazoa, Arthropoda, Insecta, Lepidoptera, Noctuidae. Gene Ontology annotation, biological process: monoatomic ion transport; transmembrane transport. The coding region runs from base 76 to 3636 and encodes 1186 amino acids.